AUGGCUGAGUCGCGCGAGUCACAGCGCUCUUUACUACCCGAAGAGGAUCUGGUUACAGUGCGACCGCACCAAUCAUGGAAUCCACUUGGCCGAUCCUCUCCAGAGCCCGACUUUGCCUAUGCGCUGGGCCUUUACGAUACUCCUGCGCGCGAGAGCUUCUCCGAGGAAGUCCUCCGUGAAGUAGGACUCGGUAUCCACAACGAUAUCGGUGAAACACUUCCUGUGCGAGAGAAUCGCGAGUCUUGUAUUUCUGAACAGAGUCAGCCCAGUCAACCAACCACCCCCGGUUGGUUGAAAACGCCGCAGGAGACAGCCAGCUCGACCCCGCACCUUCCUAGUUGUCCCAGCCGAAGCCAAGUACUACAGAGGCGAUUUGGAUGGGUUCCAGUUUCAAUUUUUGUUUUGGCAUUCUAUGCAACGGUGUUUUCCGGUGUAUACCUCGUUGUCGCAAUUUGGAAACCGCGAUGGUCGAAUGUUGGCAGUGGUGCGCCGCUCGCGGCAUCCACGGCAAAUUUGCUGUGCGCCUUCUUUGCAAAGACAAUUGAAUUGGCGUAUGUUACGAUCUGUGUCGCAUUCUUAGGCCAAGUGCUCAGUCGACGGGCUAUGACCACGGAAUCGCGCGGGAUCAGUAUUGCGGAUAUGAGUAUGCGGGGGUGGAUCAUGCAGCCGGGAUCGAUGCUGGUGCAUUGGGAAACGCUGCGAUAUUCAGCGCUGACAUUUCUGGGCCUUAUUGCAUUGGUCGCGUCAUUGGUAGCGAUGCUCUAUACCACAGCCGCGGAGGCUUUGGUAUCACCAAAGCUGACACUUGGACCCCUUCAAAACACUAUCCUAUGGGGCAAAGUGGCUGCUGCCUUCGGCAACAACGUUUACCUUGGCGAGAAUUGCCAGACACCAAUCCCGGUCGCGAUGGAUUGGGCGAGAAACACAACCUGUCUCCAAAUAGAACACGUAGGACAAGCCUACCACAACUAUCAGCAAUGGAUUGGUACAUGGGCCGAGUUAGUGGCUGGUGGUAAUGAGACGUCAGACCAGCUGGCCCUUCGACCAGCACCGACUGGCUCCAUCUGGGACAACACAACUGUCACCGGGACGUGGAUUGAAAAACAGAACAUAACCGAGUUGUCAGAGAAGCAUAAGCGCAUGGUGAACAACAUUACAAUGGCUUUUCCACAUGGUGGUGUCCCUUUAGCAGCCAUGGAUGCCAAGAACAAUCUUCGUCAGCCACAACAAGCUUCUGGCGAGGGAAAAUACAAUAUUGAAGCCUCGGUUCCUUCCCCUGCAGUCAAUGUGCUUUGUGUGGGCAUGAACAAAUCAGAGCUGUCCCCGAUCGUUUAUUCCUCAUGGCCAAAUGCGCACUUCAAUGCGACCACCUGGAGCGUUGAUGGAGCAGACGAUGUCCCACGGACCCCAUCGUGGCUCAAUAGCACAGUUGUUGAUUCUAUCUUUGGCUUCGGUGAGAAGUACGGUCAAAGACCACCGGUAUUUGGCACAUACCCCGAAGAAUAUAACACCAUCGUCAACACAACAGGCCUCUGGCCUACCAACGCAAUCUAUCUUCUCGGGAAGCCAUCCGCAGCCUACCCAGAAUACGUGAUGUGCGCAAUCCGGGCAAAAUUAACAGGCGUCUGCUCGACCCGUUACAAUGCAGAAUCCAGCGGAGCUUUCCUCAGUACACACUGUGAGGAUGAGUCAAAUACCCUCCAAUAUAACCGCAAGGACCCUGCCUUCGUUGAGGGUUUUUGGUCCGGGGACUGGAAGAAUGUUGCCAGCGAAUGGGCUAACGCUUUGAGUCUCGGAUCAGGCAUUACAACUUCCGAGGCCAGUAACGAGCGCCUAAUUAUGCAGAUGAUGCCAGCAUACAACAAUAUCACAGAUACCUACAGCCUAAAUCCCUCCCUACCAUCAAUUGGAGAGGCACUAGCCGUCAUGGCCGGCUGCACGCUCAUUCUCAGCACGCAGAAUACUCCCUUUGUGCAAGGAUGGAAUUAUACUAACACGACAAAUGAAAUGCUUGACACCCCCUUGUACCAGCAUUUUGAUGCAACUCUACAAGCAGUUGGAUAUGCCUCAGGAGGCACGGAGAAAUGGCAAGGCGUAUUUUAUAUCAUCCUGAUUUUUGCAUUCGUUACGAGUGCCGUAUGCCUGGUCUUCAUGAUUAUCGAAGCCCGUGGACACCAAAUCACGGACUUUACGGAACCACAAAAUCUCUUUGCACUCGCCAUGAAUAGCCCACAGAGCUCCCUCCUUCGAGGUGCUUGUGGCUGUGGUCCUGUUGGACGCCAGAUGAAGGAGCGCUGGUUCAUUGGGAUGCAGGAGAACGAUGAGCAUUAUUAUAUUCGCGCAAAAGCAGAUGAAGCCACUCCUGACGUGGCCUCAACGGGAUACUCGAGGCUUGAACAGAUGGAGACGGACGAUUCGGGGCUUAAGUCUGUCAGCCCCGCUGUCAAUGAAUUUAGGAGGAUUUCGAAGCGGAGCUCUUGGUUGGGGAAGUUUUAUUAG
Messenger RNA from Penicillium odoratum, 2499 nucleotides. RefSeq lists its product as uncharacterized. The record is from RefSeq and is a predicted model, not a curated record. Lineage: Eukaryota; Fungi; Ascomycota; Eurotiomycetes; Eurotiales; Aspergillaceae. Bases 1 to 2499 code for a protein of 832 amino acids. The transcript has 2 exons.